This is a messenger RNA of Symbiodinium natans, 2835 nucleotides long. Lineage: Eukaryota; Dinophyceae; Suessiales; Symbiodiniaceae. The record is from the annotation of a GenBank genome assembly.
AUGUUUGAAGUGCUCAGUGCUCCGGGCGAGAUAUGUGGCCACCCGGCUGCUCAGCUCAGCUACAUCGGCUCUGCAGAGGGGCAGCAGAUGGAAUACAUGUGUGACUUGAGCAACUUUCUGCACACUGUAGGAGCGUUGGCAGCGUACUCCUUCCCCAGGGGACUUUCUUGGACGCUGCACUUUCGGAGCACAAUCCGCACGGCCGGUGGUGCUCCUGCACCCUAUGAGGCGACAUACCAUGGCAAGGUGUCCUUCACUUUGUGCAUGCAGUGUGGAGCUGUGAGUAUGUGGGAGAUUGUGCAUGGAGGCCCGAUCUGGCAAAAGGGAAUCACGCGAGCCCAGCCCCUGAACCUCCUCAGGGCCGGGGGCACCAGCCUUUGCGACCUCGCUGCGCAGUGGAUCGACGUGGGCCGCAGAGGCGGCGGCGGCAACGUGGGAUGGCUGCAGUGCAAUCUAGAAGGCAGGCCUUCAGGCCAUGGGCCUCGGUCCGAGGUUGAUUCGGUGGACAAUUGCCGGCUGGACUCUUUGGCUCACUUCCGCGAUGCCGCAGGCUUCAUUUCGGUGGAACCCAGCUUCAGCGACUGGGAUGAUGGCUUUGAGCAGGAGGUGCCCCGUGCGUUUGGUGAGCCGACCAGGGCGACAUCCCAAGCUCCCAAGUUGGACUUUCUGGGGCAUGAGAAAGGGCUUUGCAGGGCUUUGCAGGGCUUUGCAGGGCUUCAAGGGAAGUGGAACGGAGGCCUCGUCCCGAAGGGCAUCACUUUGAUCCCUCUGAAGGAGCCUUCCGAGGAAAACCGCUCUGCGAGGGUGAAGGUUCGAUGUGGUAUCAAGGGCUUGCCACGAGGCAUCCCCGUUUGCAGCCUCAUCGCCAAGGCAGAGAUGGACAACGCAGAAUCGUACCGCGACGGGGUUGCACGGUGCUUCAAGGAGUCUGCAAACUUUCACCUGUGCAUGGAGGCCCCAAAGCCUUUCUCCGAAGUCCCAUGCGUCCCACGCACACCUGCUAUGAUCCACCAUCUAGAGAAGUGCCCAUCAUACAGCAGUCUCAACAUGCAGAAGCUCUUGGUGUAUCAAAGCGGUGCCCGCGACGAGGCAUUCGCUCGCCCUUUGCCUUCCAAGACCAGCGGCGGCAGUUCAUUCCUGGCUGCCGUCGGGCCUGGCGUUGGCCGAGGGGACAACUCUGCAAAGCUGGAGGCGGCCCUUUCGGUGCUUCACCGUUUCGAUGUGGUUGACGUGUCUUUUGCCCCGAACGAGAGCGGAGUGCUGCUGCAAGAUGCGAUGCGAAGUUUCCGAAUGAGCCAUCUCCUCGUUUCCGAUUUAUCCGUUUCUGCUUUCGACUCUGCCAUUCUGGUUUCCGCAAAUGGCAAGCAGGGAUUCCGGGAUUGGCUCAAGUACCAGGCUCAGGGGUAUGCAAGCCCCGGGAUGAGCAUUCGAAUCCGCAGCUUCCGACAGCUCUUGACCGCUGCGUGUCCCAUCAUGUUUCGUUUUGCUUACACCGAUUCGGCAGUCCCGUCCUGCUCGGCUGCGCUGCUGCGCCCGCACUUCUCCUGCCUGAUCUGUGAGGCUGGGCGCUGGUCCAGUGCAGUUGUGGACAGAUGCGCCACUCCGCAGGGACUAAGGAUUGAUCGUCCCAGUCCGGUCCUCGGCUGCCCCUACUUACUGACGGCUCUGGAAGAGCUUGAAGUGAACAUCAUGGAAGGAGUCGAUCGACUUGUGUUCCGGCAGCUACCUAUCUUCUUCGGCCAGGAUGCAGCUUUGGCCCCAGAGCCAUUCCGCCUUCUCAACUUCGAUGUACUUGCAAGCCCAGGGACAGCAGGAGAAGGCACAAAACUGUACCUGGAGUGGGACCCUCCCUGGGGAGAGCAGGAUGUGCACUUGUCGAUCUCCGAUCUCCUGAGGUUUGAAGCACGGAAUCAACUCGACAGAUCCCUGGUGGCCGCUGCGCAGAGUCUUAUCCUCGAGCGCUACUCGCGGAUACGGCAGACGGGCAAAAGAGCGAGGCUCGGAGCAGCGUUUCAGCACAAGCUAUUGAGACUGCUCCCAGUUGCACCUGCAGGGAAUCUCUUUGCCCCUUGCCUCAAGGAGUGCAUUCUGAGCGGCCUCCUCUCCGUCCACGGAAAAAAGGUGUUGCACCUUGACAGGAAUCCCUACUAUGGUGGAGAGUGUGCAUCCUUGAACAUCACCAACCUCUGGCAGAAGUUCAUGCCCGGCUCGGCCCCGCCCAAGGAGUUGGGAGAAAACAGGGAGUGGAACGUCGACCUCAUCCCCAAGUUCAUCAUGGCCUCGGGCGACCUCGUGAAGAUCCUUUUGAAGACGAAAGUCUCGCGAUACUUGGAGUGGAAGUCCUGUGAGGGAACCUAUGUAUACCAGUACCAGGAGGCCGGCCUGUUCUCCGGUGCCAAGUACAUCCACAAGGUGCCGGCAAGCGCCGGAGAUGGCCUGAAGUCGCCUUUGAUGGGCAUGCUCGAGAAGCCACGCUUCAUUAACUUCGCUCAGUUCAUCAUGAACUGGGAGGAUGACAAGCCCUCCACCCAUCAGGACAUCGAUCCAAGGCGACAUACCAUGGCUCAGGUGUACCAGAAGUUUGGACUGCAGGAAUCCACCAUCGACUUCAUCGGCCAUGCUGUGGCGCUGUGGCCGAACGACAGCUACCUGAAUGGACCCUGUGGCCCGACCAUCCAGAAGUGCAGGCUCUACCUGCAGUCCGUGCUCCAGUACGGAGGCUCUCCGUUCAUCUACCCCAUCUACGGACUCGGCGGCUUGCCGGAGGGCUUUUCUCGCCUUGCAGCCAUCCACAGGGGCACCUACAUGCACCUCGGCAGUUCGCAUGGGCUUUAA